Molecule: messenger RNA, 5208 nt
Organism: Habropoda laboriosa
Lineage: Eukaryota; Metazoa; Arthropoda; Insecta; Hymenoptera; Apidae
Gene: Oseg2
Product: intraflagellar transport protein 172 homolog
Exons: 14
Coding region: 1-5208 (1735 amino acids)
Biological process (GO): intraciliary transport
Cellular component (GO): intraciliary transport particle B; axoneme; ciliary basal body
Molecular function (GO): protein binding
Source: RefSeq, a predicted model, not a curated record
AUGUUGCUCAAAUAUUUGGGAAAUGUCAUGUUACCUUAUGAGUAUGAAAAUCGAGUGGUGAGUAUAGUGUGGUCACCAAAUAAUUUAAAACUGGCUGUUGCUUCCUCUGACCGUUCAAUAUACCUUUUUGAUGAGAAUUGUGUGAAAAGGGAUAGGUUUUCUACCAAACCUAUUGAUUCAAAGUUUGGUAAAAAAAGCUAUGUAAUCAAGAGCAUUGCCUUUUCUCCAGACUCAAUAAAGAUAGCAGUAGGUCAAUCUGACUGUAUAAUUUACGUUUACAAAAUUGGAGAACAAUGGGGAGAAAAAAAAGUGAUUUGCAAUAAGUUUCGUCAAAGUUCUGCAGUCACUUGUAUAAUUUGGCUUGUAGAGGGGCCAAUUAUAGUUGGUUUGGUAGAUGGGAAAGUACGUGCAGCAUUGGUGAAGUCUCAAAAGGCACAGACUCUCUAUACAGCUGAUUCAACAACAAUUGCAUUGACUUCAAAUAUUCGAGGAACUUGCUUUCUUUCAAGUCAUGCUGAUGGCAGCAUCAUAAAAUAUAAUUUAACUGAUGAUGGAAGUCAUGAACCUUCUGGACGUAUUUGCACUCAUACUGUACCAGCUUACGCAUUAGCUUGGACUCAGUCUCAUAUCCUAGCAGCAGGAUGUGACAAACGUGUAACAUUUUACGAUUCACGUGGAAAAUUGGUGAAAAAUUUUGAUUACAGCCGUGAAAAUGAAAAGGAGAUUGCCGUGGCUUGCUGUAGCCCCAGUGGACAGAGCGUUGCGAUUGGAUCUUGGGAUAAAAUAAGGAUUCUGGACUGGUGUCCUCGACGUUCUAUCUGGGAGGAGGCUAACACAAGAUCUCUGCCCAAUUUUUACACUGUCACUGCAAUAUCUUGGCGUCGUGAUGGCUCUAGACUGCUUGUAGGCAACCUCUGUGGAGCAGUAGAACAAUUUGAAACAGUGUUGAAAAGAACAGUAAUUAGAGGUAGCCAUGAGGUGGCCUAUGUUGGUCCCAGUCAGGUGGUCAUUCGUCCACUACAAGAAGGCAAUCGACCAGUUAUUAUUAGAUCUCAAACAGGUUAUGAAAUAGAGGAUGUCAAGGUCCUGGGAAGAGCUGAUAAUAAUGUAGUAGCUCGUACAGCUAAUACUUUAUUACUUGCCGACAUUGAACUAAACCUUAUCAGUGAAAUUCCUUGGGAAAACAAAAGCAACAAUGAAAAGUUCUUCUUUGAAUACCCAAGAGUAUGCUUGAUCUUCUGUUCUGGAGAAUUGACUAUUGUUGAGUAUGGAAAUAAUGAAGCUUUGGGCUCUGUGAGGACAGAGGCAGUCAAUCCUCAUGUAGUCAGUGUGAGAAUCAACGAAAGACAAGCACCUGGUGCACCAGAUAAUAAGAGACUAGCUUAUCUAUUAGAUCCUAGAACUGUUCGGAUCAUGGAUCUUGUGACAGGACUCGCUGUUGCAAUGCUUACUCAUGAUGUGCGUGUGGAUUGGCUGGAAUUGAGUGAAACAGGCCACAGAUUAUUAUCAAGAGAUAAAAGAGCCAGGUUAUGGUUGAGUGAUGAACUUGGUGGAAGAAUUUUAUUGCUAACUGGAGUCAGUUUUGUGUCUUGGGUGCUAGGUAGUGAUGUAGUAGUGGCUCAAACUGGGCAAACCUUGGCAGUUUGGUACAACGUUGAUGCUCCUGAGGUAGCUACUCUAAUUCCUGUUCGUGGAGAUGCUGUAGACAUCAUCAGAGAAGAUGGUAGAACUUCUGUCACAGUGGAGGAGCUUGGUGGCAAAGUGGCUUACUUGCUAGAUGAACCACUGAUAGAAUUUGGUACAGCACUACAUGACAAUGAUUUUGGUAGAGCUCUGUUGUUCCUGGAAGAGCUGGCAGACAGACCUCAAGCAGAAGCCAUGUGGGAGAAUGUAGCAAGAAAUGCAAUGGCUGCUAGACAGUUACUAGUGGCUGCUAGGUGCUAUGCAGCUCUUGGAGACGUAGCCUGUUCCAGGUUUCUAAAGAACAUAGUAGAGAUUGGAGAAAAGUACACUGCAGAGACUGGAAAUGAUCCACUUUCAAGUCCUGAUUGUUGGGCAAAACUUGCAAUCUUAAAUGGAGAGUUAAAAACUGCAGAAGCAAUAUACUUUGAACAGAAUGAAUUAAGCCAGGCUUUAGAUAUGUAUCAGAAAUAUUGGCACUGGGAGGAUGCAUUGAUCUUGGCACAAAAUAGAGGUUGGCCAGGUCUACAGGAGCUCAGAGACAGACACCUGACUUGGUUACUUGAAAGUGGUCAAACAGCCAGAGCUGCUGCUAUUCUGGAAUCUACUAAUCCUCGACGAGCAGUCAAACUGUACCUGGAUGCUCGUCGACCUGGAAGAGCUGCACGACUUGUCUUGGCUAACGAUGAAUUAUUGGAAGACAAAUCAAUUGUUAAUCAAAUUGUGAGAGUUCUAAAGGCAACAGACUUAAUGGAAUUGGCUGGAGAAUUACUAGAGAAGAUUUCAGAGCCUCUCGAAGCUAUUAAAUGCUACUCCCAGGCUGGUGUGUUUGCAAGAGCAUUAGAACUGGCUAGAAAAGUCGAUCCAACUUCUGUGGUUGAUCUUGAGCGAAACUGGGGCAAGCACUUGGUCUCUGCUGGUCAUUAUGAUGCAGCUAUUAAUCAUUUUAUUGAAGCAGGAGAGACUGCUCUGGCUCUGGAUGCUGCUAUUAGUGCUCGACAAUGGAGAAAAGGCCUGCAGAUCAUACAGGUGAUUGAGGAUGACGAUCCCUCAAUCAGAAAGCAGUGUGAGAAACUGGCUGAGUAUUUCGCCUCAAUAGAUGAAAAGAACCUAGCAGAAAAGCUCUUUCUUCGUGCUGGAGAUCCCAGACGAGCCGUAGAUGUCCAUAUUCAAAAUAGCAAUUGGAGUCGUGCUCAUGAAGUAGCUCAGGAGUAUAUGACUCCAGAGGAAGCGAAUGAAGUUCUGACCAAGCAUGCUACUUUUCUCUGCAAAACAGGAGAUCUCAAACAUGCUGAGGAAUUAUAUCUUGCCAUUCAUGAACACGAUUCGGUCAUAGCAAUGUACCGAAAGGCUGGUCGUCGCGCAGACAUGGUUAGAUUGGUGGGAAAAUACAGGCCAGAGCUUCUGAAGACAACUCAUGCACACUUGGCCAGGGAAUUGGAUGCUUCAGGGAAGCCUAGAGAAGCUGAGGAGCACUAUCUUGCUGCUGAUGACUGGAAGGGAGCUGUGACUGCUUACAGAUCAGCCAAUAUGUGGGAGGAUGCUCUUCGUGUGGCAAAACACAAUGCUGGAGACAAUGCAGCCCAACAGGUUGCUCUUGUGUGGGCACGUACACUGGCUCCAGAAUUAGCAGCAAGGCUACUGAUGCGACUGAAGUACUUGGAUGAUUGCCUUCAACUGGCUUGUGAAGCUGGAUUAUUUGAAUGGGCCUUGGAGAUAGCCAAGUACAGAGGCACUGAUCAAAAGAAAGAGGUACAUUACAGAUACGCCAUGGCACUGGAGGAUGCAGGUCGUUUCUCUGAUGCUGAGAAAGAGUUCAUUAAAGCAGACAGAACGAUGGAAGCCGUCCAGAUGUACAUACACACUCGUGAUUGGGAGGCUGCUGAGGAUGUGGCCCAAUCGAUCAACCAAGAUGCUGUUGCUCAAGUCCUCAUUGCUAGAGCCAGCGAGGCUGCUGAAGCACAGAAUUAUUCCUUGGCAGAAACUUUGCUACUAAGAGCACAUAAACCUGAAAUGAUCAUUGAACACUAUAAAAAAGCUGGGAUGUGGUCUGAGGCGUUGCGUGUCUGCAGAGAGUACUUACCAAGUGAAGAAGCCACUCUCAGGCGCGAACUUGGUCAAAAGAGCGCAUCCCUUGCUGGUGCAAACGCUUUUGAAGAAGCCAAGAAGUGGUUGGAUGUUGGAGAAGUGAGGGCUGCACUAGAUAUCUUAAUUUUGGACCCUCAAGCGCCAAGAUCGUCUCUUAUCAAGGCAGCUGAUAUUCUGCUUCACCAGGCUGACCCAGAAAUUGCUAUUCAAGUUGGUGGAGAUCUUGGUACAAGGUUAUUUGCCAUUGAAGAACAUGCUGUUGCUGCACAGGUAUUCCUACAGGCAGAUAGAUUGAAAGAUGCCAUUGAUGUAUUAGCAUCAGUGGGAGAAUGGGAAAAAGCUAAACGUAUUGUGAAUGAAUUAGCACCAGAUAUAGAGCCUUAUCUUGAAGAAAAGUAUAAAGAAGCAAUGCUAAGAGAUGGACAAAUAGAUAGACUUGUGGAGAUAGAUGCAGAUGCUGGUCUUGAAAUACUAGCCAGUAAAGGCCAAUGGAAUCAAGUAUUUGAAACUGCAAGUAAUCAGAGCACUCAGACUUUGCAUAAGUAUGUAGCACAAAGAGCAGUGCAGCUUCUGAAGGGAAAUUCACCACUGGAAGUUUUGCAGUUGUAUAUUAAAUAUGGUGCACCUCCCAUUACACAGAACUUUAAUCUCUACUUGCAAUUGUCUGAAAGUAUUUUGAACUCAGAGGCAUAUUAUGAAUAUAAAUACUUAGCUCUUCUAAGAACUGUACUCUUGGAUCUUUGGAACAGCUUGAAGUCAACUGAUGCUGGUCUGAAGUCAAAAUUUGAAAGACUGCUGGAAGCUACACACUAUUCAGCAGUAAAGUCUGGAUGUCGUGAUUUUCCUGUGCUCUCUGGACUGGUUCUAAAAGCUUCAAUAACUCUAUUGAGAUACACUGACCUCCUCUUGGCUGAUAGAGCUUAUUAUGAAGCUGGAAAUGAAGCACGUACAGCUGGAUUGAGCAACGAGGCUUUCAUUUUCUUGAAUCAUUUUCUGGAUUUGGAGGAGUGCAUUGAGGAAGGUGAUAGCACUGUGUUGGAUGUCGAUGACUUAACUGUGACAGACUUCCCAGUAGAAGUUCCUUUACCAGAAACACUGAGUUUGUCAGCUGAACAGAGGGAAGAAGCUCGUGAAUGGGUGCUUGCAGUGUCUAUGGAUCAUAAAAUAGAACAAGUGCUUCCUACAGAUCACAGAGGAGUCUAUGUAGGAUCUUUGAGUUCUCCAUCUACUGGUUCUGGAGCACUUCAAGGUUGCAUCGUGACCGGUUACCCUGUUCGAGGUCCAAUAAUUAGAUUUGCAGAGGGUAAGCAUGUGGUAGAUCGUGAUGACUGGACUAAAUUGAUCAAUACAGCACGUCAAGCUCCUCAAGACUCAGUUCUUAAUGAUAUUCUAGCUUUCAUUCAAGAGUGGUGUGGAUCAAUCCCCAGUUAUUCCUUCUGA